CUACAGGCAGAUCACAGCUCUGGUCUGGAGUAUGAAGACCGGCGACGAUAGUUUGUUUACAUUAGCCGUGUUGUAAUGAUGUGUAUUGAACUAGUAUUGGUGGUCUGCGUUGACGGGACUGUUGGUGUGUUGUCAUAUGAUGAGGAUUAGUUUUCUUGGACAUUCUUGAGAGUUCGGAUAGCGGAGGAAAUAGUGAGGUUUACGUUUAUCCACUCUAAUCUAAGAAAAAAGGAAGGACAAUUUCGGCUACAGUUGCUAAACCUAUCACCAAAUGCUCGUCGUAGAAUGUGAGGUGAAAAAAUCUCUUGAAAUUUUAGAUUUCGUUUCUAUCAAAAUGUCGUGUGCCUCAUCUGCUACACGGCCCACUCCAGUCCAGAUUCUGGAACUCUUUGUUGAGUAGGACGGGGAGGUAAUUCCACUAGGUCGGUCAGCCGAUGGACGAGGAAACCGAUAUUAACGCCAACAGACGCAGUCAGUACCUGCCUUUAAUCCCGAGAGCCGGGGGUCCUGAACUUGAGCCCGGGGGCCCCAGGUUUGGGCCCCUUGUCGCGUCUCGCCUUACCUUCAACGUGGGCGGCGUUGUGUUCCAGACACAGGUGGGCUCGACCAAACGUGGGGCUAACAAAAACUUGAAGCUGAGUGACAAGCACUUCCUGUCUAGCCACUAUGACGAGGCGAGGAAAGAAUAUUUUUUCGACCGUGACCCGGAAGUGUUCCGUUGCGUCCUUAACUACUGGAGGUCAGGCAAGCUUCACCUCCCUUCUUCAAUGUGUGGCCCCCAGAUGAAGGAGGAGCUGGAGUUCUGGGGCCUGAAGGAGGUGGACAUCGAGCCCUGUUGCUGGAACACCUACAACACCUGGAUGCAGACCAUGACGUCACUCAAACAGCUCGAGCGGGACCGACGCCCCGCCUACUACACGACGGACAGUGUCCCUGACCUAGUACCCACCACGCGCUGUCGGCGUCACAUGGCCUCUGUCUGGAACAUUCUGACCGACCCUUCCUAUUCCAGGGCAGCUAAAGUGUACGCGUACCUGGCCAUCGUCUUCGUGGUGCUCGCCAUCUUCUCGUUCUGCGCCUCCACCCACCCGUUCUUCCACGUCCACCCCAGCCGCGAUCUUAACUCCUCCCACCUCGCCAACACCACGCCUUACGACGUCACAGACACGCCCUCGCAGCACAUAUCACAUCUCUACAACACGUCAACCACCCCCACCACGGCGACAAGAGCGCACCAAGGCAUACACUUCACCGGAAGGGCCGCGUUCAUCCACCCGGCUCUUGUUGUCAUUGACUACGUGUGUCUGACAUUCUUCACCAUCGAGUAUCUCCUCCGAUUAAUCUGUGCUCCAAAAAGUUGGAAAUUCGUCAUCAGUGUCAUUGCCGUCAUCGAUUUACUAGCCAUCCUGCCGGAUUACAUUGAACUCGUCGUCUCUAUAGUCCAUCCGGAAAUCGCAACACCGCAUGCCAUCAUGGAGUUCAUUCCCCUGCUUCGUUUAAUGAGGGCAUUCCGCAUCUUCCGGUUGAUCCGUCGUGUGCCCGGACUCUGGAUUAUGAUGUACACACUAAAGGCCAGCUACAAGGAGCUGUCCCUCAUGUUGAUGUUUUUAUUAGUCGGUACUUUGCUUUUCUCUUCCGUCAUUUUUUUCGUCGACGACACGGCCGUGUUCAACAGCAUUCCGCACGGGUUCUGGUGGGCCAUCGUCACCAUGACAACGGUGGGCUACGGCGACAUGACCCCGACGACGGCCUUGGGUCAGCUGGUGGGGUCGGUGACGGCCAUCUGUGGGGUGCUGAUCAUCGGGUUCACGAUCCCCGCCCUGGUCAACAACUUCAUCACCUACUACAACCACGUGGAGUUUGUCGUCCAGAAGGAGUUUCUCCUGGCCGAGCAGGCGGCGAUCAAGACGUCAGAGGCUAGACAGGACGCCGCCAGUUUCACAUUCGACACGGACAGGGAGAGUUCGGAGGAUUAACUCAUUAAUUAAACUACUCGCUGGUCAAUCGCCUGAGGAUUAACUCAUUAAUUCAACUACUCGCCGGUCCAUCGCCUGAGGAUUAGCUCAUUAAUUAAACUACUCGCUGGUCAAUCGCCUGAGGAUUAACUCAUUAAUUCAACUACUCGCUGGUCAAUCGCCUGAGGAUUAACUCAUUAAUUAAACUACUCGCUGGUCAAUCGCCUGAGGAUUAACUCAUUAAUUCAACUACUCGCCGGUCAAUCGCUUGAGGAUUAGCUCAUUAAUUCAACUACUCGCUGGUCCAUCGCCUGAGGAUUAACUCAUUAAUUAAACUACUCGCUGGUCAAUCGCCUGAGGAUUAGCUCAUUAAUUCAACUACUCGCUGGUCAAUCGCCUGAGGAUUAACUCAUUAAUUCAACUACUCGCUGGUCAAUCGCCU
Physella acuta is the source of this 2397-nucleotide messenger RNA. Its product is annotated as potassium voltage-gated channel subfamily C member 3-like. The record is from RefSeq and is a predicted model, not a curated record. Gene Ontology annotation, molecular function: protein binding; voltage-gated potassium channel activity. Gene Ontology annotation, cellular component: membrane; voltage-gated potassium channel complex. NCBI's taxonomy places the organism in Eukaryota, Metazoa, Mollusca, Gastropoda, Physidae. Gene Ontology annotation, biological process: action potential; potassium ion transmembrane transport; protein homooligomerization.